Molecule: messenger RNA, 1618 nt
Organism: Nelumbo nucifera (sacred lotus)
Lineage: Eukaryota; Viridiplantae; Streptophyta; Magnoliopsida; Proteales; Nelumbonaceae
Product: F-box protein SKIP31-like
Cellular component (GO): cytoplasm
Molecular function (GO): protein binding
Source: RefSeq, a predicted model, not a curated record
UCGGGGGACCAAAUAUUAAAAGCCCCAAAGUACAGGGUGGCCAUUUGACCUUCGAGAUUCCUCACGCGAUCAGGAGUCGGGACAUCUCGGAAGGUGGUGGCGUCGUAUCGGAGUAGGCUGGCCGGCCGUUUUCUCCACGUCGCCGGUGGUGGCGUCGGCCUCAACUGUGACCACACCAUUGGAAUCGAAAUUGGCAGAGCUUGAUAAGGGCUUUUGCUUAAGUCUUCUGCACUCGAUUUCUAGGGUUAUUAGGGUUUUCUGCCAUGUCAGUUUCGGACGACGAAAACGAAUCCUUGGCUCACUUUCUCGAAUCCGAGGUCCUCUCCGAGGUAUCCGACGAGGAAGAAAAGAAAAUAGCGCCACCGUCGAAGAGGUUGCGCCUUGAUGAUGAGGGAACUUCUCAAUCUGGGACUGGCAGAAGCAAAAUCCCCAGACGGAUCAAGACCGGGAUUUUCAGCAAGAUCCCACCAGAGCUUUUUCAUCACAUCCUUAAAUUCCUUUCUUCAGAGGAUCUCAUCGCAUGCUCUUUGGUUUGUAGAUUUUUAAAUUAUGCUGCUUCCGACGAAAGCUUAUGGCGUCGCCUGUAUUGUAUGCGUUGGGGUUUGUCAACUCCUACUAAAAGGUUGCGUCAGUUUGCUUGGAAAAAGCUCUACAUUCAGCGAGAUGAAGAGGACAUGGUUGAAUUUGUUAGGAAUACUCCUUCUGAAUUCAGAGAGUAUUAUAUCCAAAUGCAGGCAGCCAAGAGAAGCCAGGCUCCUCUUCCUUCACAGGUGAAUGAUGACCGCAUAAUUCUAGACAAAACAGUGUCAGAUCAAGUAUCUAUGUGGAAAAGCAGUCACGGCUUGACUGAUGAAGUAGUUACUGACCAUGCUUGUUCAGGGGAAACAUGUUCUUACUACCAGAUUGGAGAUGUUUUCCUCUGUGAGAAAACUGGUCGAGUCCAUGUGUGUGACGAUACAUGCAGAGAAGUUGUUUUGGAUGCUGACAGUGGGCUUCUGGUCUGUACAAUUUCUGGGCACUGUUUUGAUAGAAUGCUCUCACCUUCAGAGAUGGAACCAGACACUGAACAACAACAAGGUGGUGUAACAGAUGAAGCAGAACCAUUUAUGGGAUCUGGCCGAUUUGCGCGUGCUUAUCUGUUGGGAUAUAAUUGUGCUGAUGAGAAGGAACUGGCAGCAGCAUUGAGGUUUUGCUGAUCUGGUAUUGUGUGCUUCUCUUUGCAUGGUAGAGAUGAAUUUUGAUUGGCAGGAUGAAAGACGGCAUCAAAUUUCUUUUGCCAAUAAAGUUUUAUAAUUGCAUCAUAUUUGGAACCAUUUAGACAUGCAUGUGUGUAGCAUAUACUGUGUGAAGUAGGUUGAAGAAUCAAUUAAUUUAAAAGGAAAUCGGCUUCUUCAAACCUAGGAUAUGUAUAGCAGUCAAUAUUUUUUGGAAGUUGCUCUGUGAGUAUGGCUAUGUUUGGGAUUGAAGAUUAUAAUACUCAUCAGCUAAUUUUCUCCAUUCUUACCCGUCCACCUUCCCCUCCCCAAGAGGAAUUGUGCUGAAUAGAACCUCAAUGGAUUUCAUACUCAGAAAAGAAAAUAAGAUCAACUGUUUCUAAAAAGGAUACCAUUUGAUUGAA